AUGAAAGUAACAAAUAUACUACUAUUUUGCUUUGCAACAGCAACAAUAGCGAUGAAUAUGGAUAUGGAUAAUAUGGAAGAAGAUGGAUCAAUUGAAUCUUUACAUUCUAAUUCACAUUCUCAUAACCACGAUUCAGCUGAUGAAACAACUAAUUCAAUUGAUUCAAUUGAUUCUACAAUUUCAUCAUUAGAACCAACACCUCAUGUUAUGAAACAUCAACAUGGUUUACCAAUUUUACAAACUCAUCUUUUACCUGAAGAAAAAUUAUUUUGGGAAAAUUAUAAUACUACAACUUAUUUUAAUGUUAAAACAAAUCAUCGUUCUUCUUUAUAUUUACAUAUAAUAUUUGGAUUAAUUUCGAUAUUCAUAUUAUAUCCAAUUACUUUGAUUUUUAAUAAUUUAAAUUUAUCAAAAACUUAUUUAAUUUCAUUAAUUAUUCAUUCAAGUUGUUUAAUAUUUUCAAUUUUUAAUUAUUUAAUUUUUAUAAAUUCAAUACCAAAUCUUUAUCCAGGAAAUGCUUAUAAUAAAAUGAUAAUUAUUGUAUUCGUGUCAACAAUUUUGCAAUUAAUUUUAGCUUUUUUUAAAAAUUUAGAAUCUUCAAAAUCAACUUCAUUACAUUCAGGUAAUAAAUAUUUUAAUUUAUCUACUUCAAUAAGUUCAUCUGAUGAUGAUGAAUCAUCACUGAUUGAUUCAACUCCAUUAAAUUAUGAAAAAGUUUUUAAUAAAGAAGAAUCAAAAUUAUCAAAGUUACAAAAUACUUUAAAAGUAAAUAAAUUAAGAGAAUGGUUAUCUAAUUCUAAAAUAUUUCUCAUUGUUAAAAUUGCAUUUAAUUUAUUGAAUUGGGGUCAUUUCUUUUAUUUCCUUGUAUUAGUUCCAACAGCAGUUGCAACAUUUUGUUUAUAUGGGAAAGGUCAAACUGUAUUUAAUUUAUUAGCUCAUUUCAUAAAAGGUGGAGUUUUCUUUGCAUAUGGUAUGUUAUCAUUAGCAAGAUAUUCAGGUGCAUUAAAAAAUAAAGGAUGGGCAUGGAAUUAUAAAUUUAUUACAAAUGAUGAAACAAUGAAUUAUUGGCAAAAAUUCCAAAAUAAAGGAUUAUGGACAAUGGAAAUGAUUGAAAGUUCAUUAAUUUUAUUUUAUGGUUCUACAAAUAUUUUUUUGGAACAUUUAUCUAAUUCUGGUGGAGAAUGGUCACCUAAAGAUUUACAACAUGUUUCAAUAGCUUUUAUUUUCAUUGGUUGUGGAUUAUGUGGAGUUAUCACAGAAUUAAAAUUACAAGAUUGGAGAUAUGAACAAGCAAAAGUUAAUUAUGAAAAAUUAGCUAUAAUUAAUGAAAAUGAUCAACAUCAUCAACAAGAAAUUAUUAAAGCAUCUCCAGGUUAUUCACCAAAUCCAUUCCCAAUUUUAACUAUAUAUUGGACAGGUUUAUUAAUGUCAAAACAUCAACAAGCUUCUGAAUUAUCAACAGAAAUACAUGUUCAAUGGGGUAAUUUAUUUAUUAUGGGUUGUGCAUUUCGUUUUCUAACUUAUAUUUUAAUGUUAUUAAGUUCAAAUAAUUCUCAAAAAGAUUUAACAAGACCAAAUAGACCAAUUACAGAAUUAAUUGUAUCCUUUUGUUUAUUAUGUGGUGGUUCAAUUUUUAUGGAAAGUACUGAUCCAAUAAUUUUAAGUUUUGAAUAUUAUGGAUUAACUUCAAUGUUUACAUUAAAUGUUACUUUAGGUUUUAUUACUUUAUUCAUGGGUUAUAUGAUGGUCUUAUUUGCUUUUAAAGAUUGGUUAAAAAACAAAUGUUCACCAACUGAAGUUGUUUAA
This is a messenger RNA of Lodderomyces jiufengensis, 1806 nucleotides long. RefSeq lists its product as uncharacterized. Bases 1 to 1806 code for a protein of 601 amino acids. The record is from RefSeq and is a predicted model, not a curated record. The transcript has a single exon. Lineage: Eukaryota; Fungi; Ascomycota; Pichiomycetes; Serinales; Debaryomycetaceae.